AUGUUUGCAUCAAUGACCGGUGUCUUGACKUUUGCCGUCAAAAAUGUUGUCAAACAGUUGUGCAAAAAGGACUCAAAACGGUUGACUGAAAUUAUCAAUAGUACUCCAUGUGUUAAUAAAGCUAACGCUGAAUUUACAAAAUGUUACACUCAAGUGAUUGAUUCACUUCAGGGCGCAAAAUAUGCCAAUGAAUCCAAACGUAUACCACAUUUGUGUUGUGAGUACUAUAAGAUGUAUCCGUGUUUUUAUGAACGCACCAAACGAUUCCCUAUAUGUUCGACCAAAAAGGUGGACACAGUUUCCGAUUUUGUGAGAAACAUAUUUGAUAAUAUGGUAGGACUUAUUUGUGGUGAUUAUACUGAAAAUUCCGAUAAAUGCGAUCAUUUAGAAUUGCCGCCAAAAAAGCCAAAAAACGAUAAGCGGACCAAAUCUUUUGCGAUACCAUUAAUUGAAAUAUUGAGUUCAUUUCCAGAAAUUUAA
Molecule: messenger RNA, 480 nt
Organism: Oppia nitens
Lineage: Eukaryota; Metazoa; Arthropoda; Arachnida; Sarcoptiformes; Oppiidae
Exons: 5
Coding region: 1-480 (159 amino acids)
Source: RefSeq, a predicted model, not a curated record